GUUGCGGCGCUCUGAGUUUCUGGGCCCGCACCGCUUCCAAUCCGGCGGCGGGAGCUGUGGGCCCGCGAUUCAGUUUGAGGGUGCCGCGCUGUGUAAAUUUGCGAGGCCGUUGGGAAGGGCCGUCUCUUGUAGCCUCUUCCCCCUGGGCCUACGGCUCCGCGUCCCAGAUGGACAAGGUGUGCGCCGUGUUCGGAGGUUCCCGGGGCAUCGGCAGGGCGGUGGCCCGCUUGAUGGCCCAGAGAGGCUAUCGACUGGCCAUCGUCGCCCGGAAUCUGGAGGGGGCCAGAGCCGCGGCCGGGGACCUGGGCGGAGAUCAUUUGGCAUUGAGCUGUGAUGUUGCCAAAGAACAUGAUGUUCAAAAUACAUUUGAAGAGAUAGAGAAAAAUUUAGGUCAUGUUAAUUUCUUGGUAAAUGCAGCUGGAAUUAACAGGGAUAACCUGUUAGUAAGGACAAAUGCUGAAGAGAUGCUGUCUCAGCUGCACACUAACCUCCUGGGUUCCAUGCUGACCUGUAGAGCUGCCGUGAGGAUGAUGAUUAAACAGCAGAGCGGGUCCAUUGUGAAUGUGGGAAGUGUUGUUGGUCUAAAAGGCAAUUCUGGCCAGUCUGUAUACAGUGCCAGUAAAGGAGGAUUAGUCGGAUUUUCACGUGCUCUUGCCAAAGAAGUAGCAAAAAAGAAAAUUAGAGUGAAUGUGGUUGCACCAGGAUUCAUUCACACAGAUAUGACGAAAGACUUGAACGAAGAACAUUUAAAGAAGAAUAUCCCUCUGGGAAGGUUUGGAGACGCGCUUGAUGUGGCCCAGGCGGUCGUGUUUCUUUUGGAGUCUCCGUAUGUGACAGGGCACGUCCUGGUGGUGGACGGCGGCCUGCAGCUCACCAUGUAGCCGGCUCCUGUCACUGUUGCUGGAGUCACGGCCAGUCUGCGUUACACCUGUGUUUGCUGAUCAAACCUGCUGAUGCUACCGGAAUUGGCUUCUGUCUUCAUACAAGUAUGUCUGUGAAGACAGUGAGAGCAGCUGCGUUUUCCAAAUGACACGUGUCUUCUGGGCAGCGUUGGUGUGCAGUCCCUCCUUACAGGGUUACCUCCAGCCCUGGGGGCUCCAGAUGUUCCCGCCCCUUACAGAAGAGCGUCCAUGUGUCUGUGUGUAACCUCUGUACACUGCACAUCAUCUCUGUUGUUGUUCCGUCACUAAGUUGUGUCCGACUCUUUGCAACCCCUCACACUGUAGCUGGCCAGGCUCCUCUGUCCGUGGAAUUUUCCCGGCAAGAAUACUGGAGUGGGUUGCCAUUUCCUUUUCCAGGGGAUCUUCCUGACCCAGGGAUCGAACCCUGUUUCCUCAGUCUCCUGCACUGGGAGGUGGAUUCCUUACCACUGUGCACCAGGGAAGCCCAAAUCUAAAUCAUUCUUAGAUUACAUAUCAUGCCUAGCACAGUGUAAAUGCUGUGUAAAUAAUUGAAAUACAGUGUAAGUGCUAUGUAAAUAGUUGAUUUUUGGAAUUCUCAAAAACAUACUUAGAAAUUUAAAAACUUUAAAAAAUAUAUUUUCUAUCCAUAGUUGGCUGAACCCAUGGAUGUAGAAGCGGGAUGCAGAGGGCCAAGUGUCUAGACAUUUUGCAAGUAAUGAAAACAGAUGUUAUCUUAAUUUAUGCAUUUUGUUACAAAAGUAGAAAAAAUUACAUGAUCUGAUUGUCAUUAGAUACUUCGUUGUGAUAGCUUACGGUGAAUGGUGUUGGAUUCGUGAUCUCCAAAGAAGAAGAUUUAACUUUGGGACCAGGGACCUGGGUUGAUCCCUCAAGAGCUUUUGUGUAGCAGAGUUUUAUUAAAGUGGAAAGGGACUGAGAAAGCUUCUGACACAGACAUCAGAAGGGGGCGGAGAGUGCCCCCUCACUAAUGUUAGCAAGGGAGUUAUGUACUUUGUAAUUGAUUAUUACAAUACAUCAAAAGAAUGUCUCAAGUUUGUGAAAAUUUUACCAGACCCACUCCCACAAUUUACAUUUUAGGAUAAUGGGAUUAGAAUUUAACAAUAGAAAGAUCCUACCAGUUCCACUCCCAUAAUGUACAUUUUAAGAUAUCAGGAUUAGUCAGAAAGUUUUCAGGAAGGAGAAACUGUCCUCAAGCAGGAUACAUUGUUGUUAUAUAAUCCUUAGAACAGAGUUUAAACUGAGUUGUUUGUUGUGUAAUCAUCAAUUCUGGGCUUAAGGAAAAAAUGUUUCGUGUGACUAAGACUGAGGAAUGUAGAGGGAAAAUUUUUGUCCUUUCUUCCUCCUUGAGAACCCCAGACCUCUCUCUCCUCGGGGACCCCUGGACUUGUUAUCAGCCUGCCUAGGCAUUGGCGCUCUCAGCUGCAUUGGGCCAAAUACUCUAGAAGUUAGCGUGGCAGGCCAAGUGCAAGUUAAGUGCACCAAAGCAGGAGGACUCGAAGGGCGUCAGGCAGGUGCCUUAGCAGGCCUGCUGGGGCUGACCAGUGUAGCCCUCUGCCCGUCCCCUGAAUAGUCAGCUGUCACGCAGGCUGAGAAGGACAGUCAGACACAGACCUGACUGUGGAGUCUGGGUUUUUUGAGUGGCAUUGCGCCUCUGUGAGCCGCUGGGUACAACAGACCACACUGGACAGAGGAGUCUGGUGGGUACAGUCCAUGGGGCUGGAACUGGACGCAGCUGAGCGACUGAACACCAAGUGUGGGUGGCUGAUGUGUCCUGUGGAAAUCUCAGGGGCGCUGUGGUUAACCCUUGGUUUUAGUACCUGGUCCAGCUGUAAGUUGCAUAGACCUCAUCAGCUUAGGAUGUGGAACUGGUGUUUCUUGGGUUGUAGUUUUUUUUCUUUUAAUUCCUCAAAACUCUCAAUUUAGCUGGUUUCUUGAAAACAGCAUAAGAAAUAAUGACAUUUUAAAAAUUAAGAAUUUUUGCAUUAAUGAAUAUAAUGAUUCUUAUGUGAAAUUUUAGAAGAUAAUAAUUGUGAACAAUCAUUAGUAAAUAUGCAGUAAUAACAGUGAGCGCAGUGUCUUUACGAGGAGCAGGGAAAGCGUUAGUCUUGAAUGGAAAUACUUGUCUGAGAUUAGAAAUGACGCAAAUUGUGUGAAAACAUCAGAUGAUACCUAUUUUGCAUUGAUCUCUUUUGUGAGAAUAGCAUGAUAAUUUUAAAUAUCACUUGGUUCAUGUUGGUUUUUUAUCAUCAUUUCAAAUGUUUUAAAUAUUAUUGCAUUUUAAAAUAAUCUUUUUACAGUUUUUUUGGAGAUGAACAUGAUUUUAUGUAAACAGAUUAAUUUUACAUUGAAAGUUGGUACAAAAGUACGAAUAGGAUAUAUGACAUAAAUGCAGACUGAUAAAAAUAAUAAAGUCAAAUCUGUGUUCUAAAUCAAAA
This is a messenger RNA of Cervus elaphus (red deer), 3355 nucleotides long. RefSeq names its product carbonyl reductase 4 (gene CBR4). The record is from RefSeq and is a predicted model, not a curated record. Bases 168 to 881 code for a protein of 237 amino acids. The transcript is spliced from 5 exons. Gene Ontology annotation, biological process: fatty acid biosynthetic process. Gene Ontology annotation, molecular function: quinone binding; oxidoreductase activity, acting on the CH-OH group of donors, NAD or NADP as acceptor. NCBI's taxonomy places the organism in Eukaryota, Metazoa, Chordata, Mammalia, Artiodactyla, Cervidae.